Messenger RNA from Microdochium trichocladiopsis, 390 nucleotides. RefSeq lists its product as uncharacterized. The transcript is spliced from 2 exons. The coding region runs from base 1 to 390 and encodes 129 amino acids. Lineage: Eukaryota; Fungi; Ascomycota; Sordariomycetes; Xylariales; Microdochiaceae. The record is from RefSeq and is a predicted model, not a curated record.
AUGCCUUCCAUCUUCUCCCGCAAGAGCAGCCGCAUGGCCAGCAUGGACAGCAGCAACUAUGCCGACAGCACCUACGCCGACUUUGAGUCCGUCUACUCGUACGACAUCAAGGAGGACGCGAGGCAACACUUUACUACCACGACUAUGGACAGCAAGUCCAAGUCGUCAUCCUCGUCCAGUGGACGCAUCACACCAGAAGAGCUGGCCAAGUACCAGAAGAAGAUUCCCCGCUGGCUCGUGUUUGCUUCAUCCUUUGGCAACCUGCAUCUUAUCCACUCCCGUACCGCAACAGCUCAGAUCAGCUCAGCUCAGCUCGGCUCCGGCCCGGAAACCAACAACCCCUCUUUCCUCAAGCCGGAUUCGGGCAAAAAGCUAGCGUCACAAGACUGA